Molecule: messenger RNA, 1602 nt
Organism: Lolium rigidum
Lineage: Eukaryota; Viridiplantae; Streptophyta; Magnoliopsida; Poales; Poaceae
Product: probable carboxylesterase 2
Exons: 2
Coding region: 1-1266 (421 amino acids)
Molecular function (GO): hydrolase activity
Source: RefSeq, a predicted model, not a curated record
AUGUCGAUGAACCAUGCUGCGCCAUCUCUUCUGCUGUACAGAAAGAAACAUUUGUUAUUGAGAGAGGACGGGCUGUUACGUGCGGUCGGGGUACACUGGACGACGAAUGUUGCCUUCCCCGCUGUUAGUACACAAUACUUCAUCUCCAUGGCCAUCAGGACCGGAACCACCUUCUGCGCUGGCUGGGCAGCCACCCCACCUCGCCAGCGACUAGCCGUAGGUCGGAGAAGAAGGUUACUCCAACUAUCAUCCUUGUCUACCACAGUUUCUUCGAUCCGCUAUACUUCCCACAAGAAUGGCGCUCUGCCAGUGCCAGCAACGGCCAGCGAAGCUGAAGCGGAGGACGAGGUGCUGCUAGAGUCCCCAUCGCAGUUCCGCCUCUACAAGAGCGGCAGGAUCGACCGCCUCAACGAACCUACCCUCUCGCCUCCUGGUCUGGACGAGGCAACCGGCGUCACCUCCAGGGACGUCGUCCUCGACGCCGACACCGGCGUCUCCGUGCGCCUCUACCUUCCCAACCUCCAAGGAAAACCCUCCACGAAGCUCCCGGUCCUCGUCUUCUUCCACGGCGGGGCCUUCCUCAUCGGGUCCGCCGACGACGCCGCGUACCACAGGUACGUCAACGCCCUCGCCGCCGCGGCGGGCGUGCUCGCUGUCUCCGUGGACUACCGCCUCGCCCCGGAGCACCCUCUCCCCGCGGCAUACGACGACUCCUGGGCCGCGCUCCGGUGGGCGGCGUCGGCGCAGGACGGCUGGAUCGCCGAGCACGGCGACCUGUCCCGUCUCUUCCUGGCCGGCGACAGCGCCGGUGCCAACAUCGCGCAUGACAUGCUCAUGAGGGCGGCCUCCAACGACAACAACCCAAGAGUAGAAGGCGCGAUACUGCUGCACCCGUGGUUCAGCGGGACCACAGCGGUCGAGGGGGAGCCCCCGGCGGCGUCCAAGAUCACCGGGAUGCUCUGGUCCUACGCGUGCCCCGGGGCGGUGGGCGGCGCCGACGACCCCAGGAUGAACCCGCUGGCGCAGGGCGCGCCGGCGCUGGAGAAGCUCGGGUGCGUGAGGAUGCUCGUGACCGCGGGGCUGGCGGACGGGCUCGCCGCGAGGAACCGCGCGUACCACGACGCCGUGACCGGCAGCGGGUGGCGCGGCACCGCCGCGUGGCUCGGGUCCGAGGGGGAGGGCCACGUGUUCUUCCUCGGGAAGCCCGGGUGCGACAAUGCGAAGCAGCUCAUGGACCGCGUCGUCGCGUUCAUUGCCGGUGCCUGAUCGAUGGAGUUCUUUAGCGGGGCUGCAGCUUUGUCAACUCAAACUUCAAGUGUUUACAUGAAUUUCCAGAUCACUUGGAGGAGUAAUCAGCCAGACAGCCACACAUUGUUGGAGUAGUUAGCAAGCCUUGCUGGUUAGUAGUUUAUCAUGUUUUAGUUCCGUUUGGUUUUGCUCAGAAGUCUAGUUCAGUCGAUGCAUGCCCAUCAUAGAUUGAUCUUCAGUGACGCGAUGGAUCGGCGGCCAAGUGAAUCCAGUUGUUGUGAUUCAUGCAAUUUCCGAUUUUUGGAUUUGACUUAUUAUCCAGAAAAUCAUCUAAAUAGGUACUCUUCAUAUUGC